Scedosporium apiospermum is the source of this 981-nucleotide messenger RNA. RefSeq lists its product as uncharacterized. The record is from RefSeq and is a predicted model, not a curated record. The transcript is spliced from 2 exons. NCBI's taxonomy places the organism in Eukaryota, Fungi, Ascomycota, Sordariomycetes, Microascales, Microascaceae. Bases 1 to 981 code for a protein of 326 amino acids.
AUGGAUGAGACCAUUGACGGAAACCAAGGAUCGAUUAUCCUCACGCAAUACGCGCCACCAGACCUGCGUGAUGCCAGCGACGAUUGGACAGGCAUCACCAGCAAGGCUGAGAGGAAAAGGAGGCAGAACCGUCUGAACCAGAGAGCCCACCGUCGGCGGAAGAACGCACAAGCCCGGGCCGGAGCAAACCCCGGAACGGACCCGGAAGUCAUCCACACACCGACGCCCGUCUCCCCGGCUCCGACGACCACCCCGGUUAGAGAUCUCAGUCUAUCCCCCCGGAGCGGCUCCAACACCUCCGACGAAUGGGAGAAGCAACACGAAAGCCUCCAGAUCCUAACCAACCCGCAAACCAGGGAACGCAUCCGCAAGUUCCUCCGCGAGGUCUACUCGUACCACGCCCUGCACUCGCCCAACAUCGGCCACCUCCCCAACCUCAUCCGCCUCAACCUCAUGGACGCCCUAGCCCGUAACGCCAUCCGCAUAGGCUUCGAUCCGCAGGGCCUCUGCCAGGACGAACUCAUCUCCCCCCUCAACGUCCGCGGUCCCUUACUAUUAUCCGACGGUUCCUCGCCCUCCUCCUCCUCACAAAUCAUCACACUGAAAUGGCGCGACGAAACCAAAAAGUCCCAAGGUUGCCCCGAGAGCUUAGCCCCUACGCUUCUGCAGCGCAUGGUGCUGCAUCACCCCUGGAUAGACCUGUUCCCGUUCCCGACGUUUAGGGAUAACAUGCUGGCGGCGAUACAGCUGGGCGUUUUGGACGAUGACGAGCUUUGUGUGGAUCUGAUCGAGUUUGCUGGCGGCGCGGACGGGAGUGAGCCGGCGUUGAUUGUUUGGGGCGAGGCGUGGGAUUGGAGGAGUUGGGAGGUCACGGCGGGGUUUUUGAGGAAGUGGGGAUGGUUGGCCAAGGGGUGCGAGGAGAUGGUUGUUGCGACGAAUUAUUGGAGGGAGAAGAGGGGGGAGAAGAGGAUUGUGUUUUGA